ACAGGCCUUUAUACCAAGUGUCAGCACACGUCCAACAGCAGCUCCAUCACUGAGUUCCUCCUCCUGCCAUUUGCAGACACACGGGAGCUGCAGCUCCUGCACUUCGCGCUCUUCCUGGGCAUCUACCUGGCUGCCCUCCUGGGCAAUGGCCUCAUCCUCACAGCUGUAGCCUGCGACCACCGCCUCCACACCCCCAUGUACUUCUUCCUCCUCAACCUCUCCUUCCUCGACCUGGGCUGCAUCUCCACCACUCUCCCCAAAGCCAUGGCCAAUUCCCUCUGGAACACCAGGGCCAUUUCCUAUGCAGGAUGUGUUGCACAGAUCUUCAGGGUCGUGCUGAGGAUGCCUUCUGAGCAGGGCCGGCACAAAGCCUUUUCCACAUGCCUCCCUCACCUGUUUGUGGUCUCCCUGUUUCUCAGCACUGGCUUUUUUGCCUACCUGAAGCCCUCCUCCAUCUCAUCCCCAUCCCUAGAUCUGGUGGUGGCAGUUCUCUAUUCAGUCAUACCCCCAAUAUUCAAUCCUCUCAUCUACAGCAUGAGGAAUGAGGAGCUCAAGUGUGCUAUCAGGAAA
Oxyura jamaicensis (ruddy duck) is the source of this 570-nucleotide messenger RNA. RefSeq names its product olfactory receptor 14I1-like. Gene Ontology annotation, biological process: G protein-coupled receptor signaling pathway. Gene Ontology annotation, molecular function: olfactory receptor activity; G protein-coupled receptor activity. The transcript has 2 exons. NCBI's taxonomy places the organism in Eukaryota, Metazoa, Chordata, Aves, Anseriformes, Anatidae. The annotation marks the transcript as partial. The record is from RefSeq and is a predicted model, not a curated record. Gene Ontology annotation, cellular component: membrane.